Paracoccidioides brasiliensis Pb18 is the source of this 567-nucleotide messenger RNA. RefSeq lists its product as uncharacterized. Bases 1 to 567 code for a protein of 188 amino acids. The record is from RefSeq and is a predicted model, not a curated record. The transcript has a single exon.
AUGUCAUCUGAAAUAUCAUCAAAGCCCCAACGGUAUCUUUACACUGGUGCCAGUUUUCAUAUGAGUGGUGAAAGGCAUUUGAUGACACGUCCAAAGUCAUUCAAGGGGAACCUUAAAGUGAGCAUGGCUGAUGGAGGUCAGAGACAGGUUAAGAAGAUAGGGGAUAUCCUCCUAGAAUCAGAAGUUGGAGAUGUCAUGGUCUGUGAUGUGCAUUGGAUCCUGAAUCUCACUGUCAACCUGUUGUCAUUUGUGAAGCUAAAAGAUCAAGGCUUCAGAUUUGAACUUUCCUCAUCCACCCCAUCAUAUUUCAUCAUUCAUGCUCCAAAAGGUGCCAUAUUUAAUGCAAUUCGUACACCACAAAACUCCAUCUAUAAGAUUGUUGAACAAGAUUUGAAAAAUGAUGUCCACCAUGCGUCCAAAGUGGUCAAUCAUAUCACCCAAUUCCAUGAUUAUGGAGACGCGAUGGCGACAGUCAAUGAAUCUAGUGUUCAAUUUAACAAACCAACUGGAUUCCCACAGAAAAAAUGGCGGCGGACAGGAACGGCCUUUACGCACAGCAGUGUUUAA